AGGUCCGGCGGGAACCUGUACUUCUCUAGUUCGCCCACUAUGACGAUCGCCUACAGCUGCAUUGCAAAUGGCCGAGCGGUCCUAGCGGAGCUGACCCUAACCGGCGGCUCUUAUCAGGGCUUCAUUCGUUCUCCUCCAAUGUAAAAAGUAUUUCAAUGGCGGGAGAUGGAGAUUGCUCCUGUAGCACUCAGGAUGGGUGACUGCUUGCCAACCACAGAGGAGGAAGCAGCGGCAACAGUGCUUAAACUAGUGCUUCUUAGAGCUGAACCAAAGACCAUAAUUCAAAUGGGAAGCUUUGUCUACCAUACUCUCUUUAUUGACGGAAUCACUUACCUGUGUGCCUCAGACAAUGCCUUAGAUACUGUAACACCAUCUGCAUUUCUUAAAAAUGUUAGUGAGACUUUUCUGAGAAAUCCUUUGAUGUCACAAGAACAUUUUUCUCCGUCAAAUGCAGUUGCUACAGAUUUUCAACAAGUAUUAGGAAAGUAUAUGAUGAAAUACAAUAAAAAUCAAGAGGACAGCUCGAUAUCCACACUGAAGAGUCAAGUAACUGAUGUAAAAUAUGUUAUGACCCAAAAUAUCGAUAAAAUUUUGGAAAGAGAAGAAAGAUUGAAUAUCUUCACUGACAGAACAGAUGAUCUGCAAACAACUGCCAAAGAAUCCCAAAAAACAAGAAAGAUUCUUGGGAGGAUAUGGUGGAAACACUUCAAAAAGAUUAUAGUCAUCACCAUGGCCAUUCUCCUUUCAAUCAUCAUCAUUCUUUUAAGUACAAAUGUAAUACCAACUUGACCCUUCUCCCCAUCCCCAGCAGGUACCAAUAAAUUGUUAUAUGUAAUUAGA
Aethalodelphis obliquidens (Pacific white-sided dolphin) is the source of this 840-nucleotide messenger RNA. RefSeq names its product vesicle-associated membrane protein 8-like. Bases 166 to 789 code for a protein of 207 amino acids. Gene Ontology annotation, cellular component: SNARE complex; membrane. The record is from RefSeq and is a predicted model, not a curated record. Lineage: Eukaryota; Metazoa; Chordata; Mammalia; Artiodactyla; Delphinidae. The transcript has 7 exons. Gene Ontology annotation, biological process: exocytosis; vesicle fusion. Gene Ontology annotation, molecular function: SNAP receptor activity; SNARE binding.